CUAGUUGGGGAGGCAUCUCAGAAGUGAGGCCAGCACAGACUGAGGUGGUCCCAGAGUGGAAUUGUGCCCAGGGAGGGAACCCCACAGUGAGGCCCUAGAUUUGGUCGGGGGGCACCCCCCAUGGGGGAAGCCUCUCCCUGGUGGUCGCUGGAGCCAUGCUGUCCCGCAAGGGCAUCAUCCCUGAGGAGUAUGUGCUGACACGGCUAGCAGAGGACCCUGCAGAACCCCGGUACCGUGCCCGUGAGCGGAGGGCCCGCUUCGUGUCCAAGAACGGCAACUGCAACGUGGCCCACAAGAACAUCCGGGAGCAGGGCCGCUUCCUGCAGGACGUGUUCACCACGCUGGUGGACCUCAAGUGGCCGCACACAUUGCUCAUCUUCACCAUGUCCUUCCUGUGCAGCUGGCUGCUCUUCGCCAUGGCAUGGUGGCUCAUCGCCUUUGCCCACGGCGACCUGGCCCCUGAUGAGGGCUCCGCUGUGCCCUGUGUCACCAGCAUCCACUCCUUUUCAUCCGCCUUCCUUUUCUCCAUUGAGGUCCAGGUGACCAUUGGUUUUGGCGGGCGCAUGGUGACCGAGGAGUGCCCGCUGGCCAUCCUAAUCCUCAUUGUGCAGAACAUCGUGGGGCUCAUGAUCAACGCCAUCAUGCUGGGCUGCAUCUUCAUGAAGACUGCUCAGGCCCACCGGCGGGCCGAGACCCUCAUCUUCAGCAAGCAUGCAGUCAUCGCCUUGCGCCACAGCCGCCUCUGCUUCAUGCUGCGUGUGGGCGACCUCCGAAAGAGCAUGAUCAUCAGUGCCACCAUCCGCAUGCAGGUGGUGCGCAAGACCACCAGCCCCGAGGGCGAGGUGGUGCCCCUCCACCAGGUGGAAAUCCCCAUGGAGAACGGCGUGGGUGGCAACAGCAUCUUCCUGGUGGCUCCCCUCAUCAUCUACCACGCCAUUGAUGCCAACAGUCCACUCUAUGACCUGGCGCCCAGUGACCUGCACCACCAUCAGGACCUUGAGAUCAUCGUCAUCCUGGAAGGCGUGGUGGAAACCACGGGCAUCACCACCCAGGCCCGCACCUCCUACCUAGCUGACGAGAUCCUGUGGGGCCAGCGCUUUGUCCCCAUUGUGGCCGAGGAGGACGGCCGCUACUCUGUGGACUACUCCAAGUUUGGCAACACCAUCAAAGUGCCCACACCACUCUGCACAGCCCGCCAGCUUGAUGAGGACCACAGCCUGCUGGACGCCCUGACCCUCGCUUCUGCCCGUGGGCCCCUGCGCAAGCGCAGCGUGGCUGUGGCCAAGGCCAAGCCCAAGUUUAGCAUCUCUCCGGAUUCCCUGUCCUGA
Messenger RNA from Equus caballus (horse), 1328 nucleotides. RefSeq names its product potassium inwardly rectifying channel subfamily J member 11 (gene KCNJ11). The record is from RefSeq and is marked inferred. Gene Ontology annotation, cellular component: plasma membrane. Gene Ontology annotation, molecular function: ATP-activated inward rectifier potassium channel activity. NCBI's taxonomy places the organism in Eukaryota, Metazoa, Chordata, Mammalia, Perissodactyla, Equidae. Gene Ontology annotation, biological process: potassium ion import across plasma membrane; regulation of monoatomic ion transmembrane transport.